AAAAAAGGCUCGAGUGCUGGUGAACCUAAAACGAGGUAUGAAAACUCCUUUCUCCUCACUUUGAAAGCACAAGAUUACAAAGCUCCAGUGUUCCACUUAUUCUACACUCUCCUUCUAGAGGCAAAAGCCGAGCAGCAGUAGCGAAGAUUGAGUCGGAUCGGAAGAGAAAGAAUUCUUCGAUCUCAUCGGCAGAUCGAAAGCCAUCAACAACAACGAGAGAUAAAGAAAGAGAUAAGAGUCACAAGAAAAAACCUAAAAUGUCGUCGGCCAAUCAGGUUAGGGCGUCUCACAUCCUGAUCAAACAUCAAGGCUCUCGAAGAAAGGCCUCAUGGAAGGAUCCGGAAGGUCGGGUCAUCAACAACACCACCAAAGACAGUGCCAUCUCUCAACUCAAAACCAUCCGAGAAGACAUCGUCUCCGGCAAGAUUAAGUUUGACGAAGUCGCCUCUCGUGUCUCUGAUUGCAGCUCCGCCAAACGCGGUGGCGAUCUCGGUCCUUUUGGACGAGGUCAGAUGCAGAAGCCUUUUGAGGAAGCUACAUAUGCUCUUAAGGUUGGUGAGAUAAGUGACAUCGUGGAAACUGAUAGCGGGGUUCACAUUAUCAUGAGAACUGGUUGAUUAUUUCAGUGUGUUGAGCAAAGUAUCGAAGAAUGUUGUUUGAUUUUGCUUGCUUCUUUCUGGUUCAAUGAGACCGUCUUGUGAUAAUAUCUACACUUUGUAAGUGGUAUUUAAAUCAAUCAUAUUGUUUUCUGAAGUCAUUUUAGUUUAUAGACUUUUCUAAUUAUGAUUUUGAAUACUUUGAGUGACUGUAAUAAUCACAUCUUGUUUGGCGAUUUGUGCUUACUAGUUAUUAUGUGGUAUGACAGUGUUUUGGCA
Molecule: messenger RNA, 875 nt
Organism: Pistacia vera
Lineage: Eukaryota; Viridiplantae; Streptophyta; Magnoliopsida; Sapindales; Anacardiaceae
Product: peptidyl-prolyl cis-trans isomerase Pin1
Exons: 2
Coding region: 258-617 (119 amino acids)
Cellular component (GO): cytosol; nucleus
Molecular function (GO): peptidyl-prolyl cis-trans isomerase activity
Source: RefSeq, a predicted model, not a curated record